GGAAGUGAGCUGAGGCUGCAGCGAUGGCCCGGGUUUGGUGCCCGCGGCCGCCGCCGCCGUCACCACCAGCGCGUCGGGAGCAGCCGCGGCCGGAGCCAGAACGGGGGCCGAAGUCGCGGCUGGAGUGGGAGCGGCGUGUGUGAGUAGCUGAAGUCGCCCGUGUCGCAACACCUCAAACUCAGCCGGAGCGCUUCAGGUGGGGGGAGCGACGGUCGCCCCCUGAGUACYGCCCCCCGCCCCCCGGCCCAGACAGCAGGGCUGGGGUCUCCCAGGCACCGGACUAGCUGCUGUCGCGCCAGGCCCUCCUACCCGGACUCCCUUCAAACUCAGGACGGAGGCCAGAGAACGGUGAUCAUCCCAAACCCCCUCCGCCUUCCCGGCCGGAGCUUUUUCCCGUCGCCCSGGCAGAGUUCCGGGUUGUAGUGCGGUGGGGGGGCAAACCCCCUCCUGCCGCCACCUCUCCAACCAGCGAGUUCCCACUGUCUUGCUCUGCAUCGCCUCUUCUCCACCCUUUUCAAGAACAAGUCCUGUCCCAGACGUUCAAAGUAUCUAUUCUGGGUGUCCUGCCCCAGCUCUUGGAGCACUCUUAGAAAUAUUGCCUAUUUACCAGGGCUGAGAAUCUCUCAUUCUUGACGUAGCUUUUCUCCCCUUUGGGAGAUAAAGGUUGCCCCCUUUCCACUCUCUUACCMGACAGACACUUCAUGACCCGGGCUUUAGCCAUUUGGAUCAUCAGCGCCUCGGCCAUCUCUAUGUGACUUCCCCCACCCRUUUGAGUUCCAGUGUCCUCUGGGCUCCAUUCUCCAGCCCCCAGCGGAUCUGGUCAGUCCCGCCCCUGGGUGGGAGUGACCAGGGGGCUCUGGCCCAGGAUUUCCCACCCUGGAAGGUAGUAGCUCCAAAGCAGCAAGAGAAUUGGGCGUCRGGUACGAACCUGGCAGCUCAGGAGUGGGUGCACCACCCACCCCACACAAGAAGAUGAAAAAGCGCAGAGAGCUUAAUGCAUUGAUCGGUUUGUCUGGGGACAGCCGGAGAAAGAAGCCCAAGAAAGGCUCAAGCAGCCACCGUCUGCUUCGCACUGAGCCUCCUGACUCAGACUCUGAUUCCAGCUCAGAGGAGGAAGAGGAAUUCGGUGUUGUUGGAAAUCGCUCUCGCUUUGUCAAGGGAGACUACUUACGAUGCUGCAAGAUCUGUUAUCCUCUCUGUGCUUUUGUCAUCCUCGCGGCCUGUGUUGUGGCCUGUGUUGGCUUGGUGUGGAUGCAAGUUGCUCUGAAGGARGAUCUGGAUAUUCUCAAGGAAAGAUUUAGAACAAUGGAAUCUAAUCAGAAAAGCUCAUUCCAGGAAAUACCCAAACUUAAUGAAGAACUACUCAGUGAACAGAAACAACUUGAGAAGAUUGAGUCUGGAGAGCUGGGCUUGAAKGAUGUCUGGCUCAACAUCACAGAAAUGAAUAAGCAGAUUUCUCUGUUGACUUCUGCAGUAAACCACCUUAAAGCCAAUGUUAAGUCAGCUGCAGACUUAAUUAGCCUGCCUACCACUGUAGAAGGACUUCAGAAAAGUGUAGCUUCCAUUGGCAAUACUUUAAACAGUGUCCAUCUAGCUAUGGAGGCAAUACAGAAAACUGUGGAUGAACACAAGAAAACCGUGGAAUUGCUGCAAAGUGAUAUGAAUCGGCACUUCUCAAAUUGGACCAAUGGAAGCAACAAAAUCAUUCCAGCACCCUCAGCUACAUCAGAACUUGAUAAUAAAACCCACAGUGAGAAUUUGAAACAGGAUAUCCUGUACCUUCAUAACUCUUUAGAGGCGGUAAACAGUACCCUAGUAGCAUACCAGAGACAGAAUGAUCUUAAACUCGAGGGGAUGAAUGAGACACUCAGUAAUCUCAUUCAGAGAACCAACCUGAUAGAAAGCAAUGUGGUUUUUGCUCUGAGUGAAGUAGAAAACACAACAAACCUGACCUCCAGCAUGAUGAGUGAUAGAGCUGCCAUUCUGAAAAGAGAGUCUUUGGAUCAAGGGGCCAACAGAACUGAUAUCAUAAAAACCCAAAACAUAAAGAAGGAAGAGAGUCCAAAUUCUCAGGUAUCCAAGCUGCGAGAGAAACUGCAGCUGAUCAGUGCUCUCACAAACAAACCUGAGAGCAACAGGCCUCCAGAGAUUGCAGAUGAAGAACAAGUACAGAGUUUCACAUCAAAGCCAUCAACAUUGCCAAAAUUCUCACAAUUUCUUGGAGACCAAAUUGAGAAAGCUGCCCAACUAAGGCCUGUCUCCCUACCAGGAAUUUCUAGCAUUGAAGAUCUUCAGGAUUUAUUCCACAAGACUGGCCAGGAUGUGGAUGGGAAGCUGACCUACCAGGAAAUCUGGAACUCUCUAGGUUCUACCUUGCCAGAUCCAGAGAGCUUGAGAGCAUUUGAUUCCAAUGGAGAUGGAAGAUACUCAUUCCUGGAGCUAAGAGUAGCUUUAGGUGUCUAGCCUCAACAGGCGUUAUUUUAGGAAUGGAUGUAUACCCUGGACUACCUAAAAUCUACUUACAUAACAGAAACAACCCUUUUAUGCAUCAGCCCUCUAGUCCUCCAAACUAUUGUAGCAAACAUAUUGCCACCUUCUAACUUGUUUGAAAAGCUAUACAAAAGUUAUUUUUUUAAAAAAGAAAACCAUUUUACUUAUAAUCUGAUGUUCAGAAAUCUAUAAUUUCCUGAAACCAGUAAUAUCUUACAUUUUAAAAUUGCCA
This is a messenger RNA of Urocitellus parryii (Arctic ground squirrel), 2722 nucleotides long. RefSeq names its product EF-hand calcium binding domain 14 (gene Efcab14). The record is from RefSeq and is a predicted model, not a curated record. Lineage: Eukaryota; Metazoa; Chordata; Mammalia; Rodentia; Sciuridae. Gene Ontology annotation, molecular function: calcium ion binding.